Molecule: messenger RNA, 1135 nt
Organism: Salvia hispanica
Lineage: Eukaryota; Viridiplantae; Streptophyta; Magnoliopsida; Lamiales; Lamiaceae
Product: replication protein A 32 kDa subunit A-like
Biological process (GO): double-strand break repair via homologous recombination; DNA replication; nucleotide-excision repair
Cellular component (GO): DNA replication factor A complex; site of double-strand break; chromosome, telomeric region
Molecular function (GO): single-stranded DNA binding
Source: RefSeq, a predicted model, not a curated record
AACAUAAAGCAUUUGAGAAAAAACAUAUGGCGGGAAGUGUAUAAUCCCUUGAUAUCGAUAUCAUCACUCCUCUCGUGCUUCGCUUCAGCCGCUACAAUACAUCUUAAUCGGCGCGGCGCCGGACGCACUACUAAUACAAAUGUACGGAAACAGCGAAUUUGACGGCAGCGCUGCCUUCUCCGGCGGCGGCUUCAUGCCUUCUCAGGCUACCCAAACCGCCGAUCCCUCCUUCUCUCCGGCCAAGAAUCGUGAGGCACAAGGUUUACUUCCACUGACGGUGAAGCAAAUAAGAGAAGCUUUUCAAGCGAGUGAUGAUAAGGCAAACUUUUUGAUUGAUGGAGUAUCAGUGAACAACGUGAAAUUGGUUGGAUUGGUGUUUGAGAAAACUGAAAGGGUGACUGAUGUUUCUUUCACACUUGAUGAUGGAACUGGCCGAAUCGACUGCCAUAGAUGGGUACAAGAACCUGUUGAUACAAAGGAAAUGGAGCUACUAUCAAAUGGCACAUAUGUUAAGGUUCAUGGGCAUUUGAAGGGCUUUCAAGGGAAAAAACAAUUGAUUGUUUACUCUGUGAGGAGUGUCACGGACUAUAAUGAGAUUCCAAACCACUUUGCUGAGUGCAUGUAUGUCCAUUGCUACAACACUAGAACACGGAUGCAGGAUGCUCCCCAAGUUACAGGUCAAAUGCCAAAUCUAUCUGUUAACACCCCUUCAAAGGGUUACCAACCUACUUCAUCAAAUCAUUUGCAGUUUUCGGCACAACAUAAUGUGGAUGCAAUCAGGGGCAUUGAUAAACUUGUCUUGAACUAUAUGCAACAGCCAUCAUGCAUUGGCAAAGAAAAUGGAGUCCAUCGUGCUGAACUUGCCAGGCAACUAAAUGUUCCCGAGCAUAAGAUCUUAGAAGCUAUUGCAUCUUUGGAAUCAGAAGGUCUAGUUUAUUCUACGGUUGAUGAGUUCCACUAUAAGUCCACUGCCAACGGUUGAAAUUGAAUAUAGGAGUGAACUUUGUAGUGCCAUUUCUACAGAUCUCAACCUUUAGGUAUGAAUGACUAUGAUUUCGUUUUCUUGUGGCAAAAAAUGGACAACAGUUGUGUUGGAUGGCAUUUGAAUAACUAUGAAUUUCAAACAUUGCAUGUC